CUGUAAUCUGUGACGCAAGUGUCCUAAUAUGUUUGUGACGUUCCACGGAACCCACGUUAUUGUUUUAAACUCGAUUCUGAUUGGCUUGCAGGACAUUCAACUAUGUGAGUUAUACAUUUUGAAUGUGCUUUUACGUCAGUGUGACAGAUUCACAAUACCGAGCGUUUCUCAAACGGUCCUGCGGUUUUAUCUGCCUAACGGUAUCUUCACGCACGACUGGAUAGGCCUUUUGGAUACGCUUGUCCAAGGCCCAAGACAUAAAGUAGCCUGCAAUCAUUCCAUUGCUGACCCAUCGGAUGGUUAUCACAUAGAGGAUUGGCUUAAUCUAGAAUCAUGGAUACCUUUCAUAUCUGCGCAUCACAAGUUGGAACUAGUGGUCAAAAUUGGGACAAUGUUGCCCAAAAUAAAUGUUUUCAUGGAGUGAACAAGACCUGCCAACAGAGCUCACUGGAGCAGGGAGACAUCCCGUCAUCCCUUCGGCACCUGACAAAGAUUCAGAUCCUGCUGAACGAUGUUAAGCAGUCGAUUAACCACAUGCAGGGGAAGCUGAACACCAUGCAGGGGCAGUGUAUUGAGUUGCAGACUGCCAUAUCUAAGAUCAUCCCAGCAGCCGACGUUGCUGUACAGAGUGGGUGGGGGGGAACAUCCAACAUCGCUGGGCAGGGGGAGGGGAUCCUCCCAAAAGCCAACUUUGCUGCGCAGAGGGAGGAGGUCCUCCGAGCAUCAGGCCUCAUCCCUGCACAGAGGGAUGGGAUCCUCCAAACAACCAGUGUCCCUGCACAGAGGGAAGGGAUUCUCCCAGCAGCCAUCAUCACGGCACAGAGGGAGGAGAUCCUCCGAGCAUCAGGCCUCAUCCCUGCACAGAGGGAUGGGAUCCUCCAAUCAACCAGUGUCCCUGCACAGAGGGAUGGGAUUCUCCCAGCAGGAAUCUUCCCAACAGCCAGCGUCCCUGCUCACAGGGAGUGGAUCUUCCCAAAGGCCAGUGUUCCUGCACAGAGGGAGGGGAUCCUCCCCACAGCCAGCGUCCCUGUGGAGAAUGGAAACAAUCAUCCACAACCACCUCCCAUCAUCCCCAUGUUGGCACCACUGUGGAAAUGGGAUGGUGGAGUGUGUACUCCACCUGUGGAUUUCUAUUCCAAGAGAAGAGAUGUCCGGCUUAGAUAUGUUGAGCAUCCUGCUAUGAUGUCCAUCACCAAGCCAGAACACUCCGAGGCCAACCCUCAGUGCCAGACUGGCAGCCGGCCGGUGGCUGAGCCCGAGACCCCUGCUGUUCACAAGAACAGUGGAAGCUGGCUCAGCUGGGUCUUUGGGAGUGGAAAAGUUAAUAAGAAGGAGGUUCAUCUACCUGAGGACAAAGACAGAUCUAUUGUCUGGGAUCCAACUCUGCACAGAUGGGUUGACAAAACUGAGCCCAAGGCUGAGGUAUACACUUAAAUUACAUUCAAUAAAAAGCAGUGAAAGACCAUUGUAUUUCAACUGUGCUAAUGU
Molecule: messenger RNA, 1488 nt
Organism: Coregonus clupeaformis (lake whitefish)
Lineage: Eukaryota; Metazoa; Chordata; Actinopteri; Salmoniformes; Salmonidae
Exons: 9
Coding region: 334-1434 (366 amino acids)
Source: RefSeq, a predicted model, not a curated record